AUGAAUCCUGCUGAGGGCGUACGGCGCCCACUAUCGGCAAAGUUUCGUCUGGGUGUGAGUAUCGGUCCUGCCAUUUCAUCUUCCCCCCCUGAAGUGAACCCUCCUCCCCCUCCACCGGUGAAGGGAAUGUCGGUAAAACCUCUCGAACACAUCACCGCACUUAAAAAAAUGACAAUUUUACCUCCCAAUAACGCGCAAUCGGCUUCUCCUCCAAUUCAUACGAUUAAUAAUAACAAUAAUAUUAAUGUGGAUAGUGUGGGGGAAAAAGAAAGGCGUUAUGGCGGCGCGAUUGUGCGUGUGAGCGAGCUUCGGCGGCGUGGAGGACUCCUCCCUGAGGCCUCGCUUCUCGGCGGGGGGCUUUCCUCGUCAAGUUCACUUCCUUCGACAAGUGCGCCCUCUUUUCAUGAGCCUUUUUAUCUCGCGCGAGUGGACGAAACAAAAGAGAAGGAAGGAAUCGAAAUGAGAAAAAGACGCGAACGAGGCGAUGAGGCCGAUCCCGGGCGAAAAAGCCGCCGUGUGGGCUCCUCCGCGGCGCGAAAGAAGCCGAGCGCUCGCCGUCGAGGUUCAUCGACCGGCAAACGCUCCAAAUCCUCCUUUUCUUCACUUUCUCUUCGCGCUGACGGACGGCCUUUUGAAUAUCGCUGGUUUACCGCGCACGGCAAACGCCAGCUCGUCUACGACGGCAAACCCUACACCGGCAAAAAAGCCCAUCAAAUGUGGACCGAGCUCAAACGAAUCGAAUUGAAGGUCGCGAAUUCGCGAAUGCAAUGCCCCCCUUCCGGAAUCCCCACCUCUAGGGCGACGAAACCCCAACCCCCUAAACCCCGAUCACCAUCAAGGGCCUUGUCAAAAGGGAUUUCCUCACCCCAUGCCCCAUUACGCGCCGAGUGGGCGAACCUUUACCAGGACAUCGACCUCGGCGAUGACUUCGACGUCGCGGAUUCCCAUUUUUUGUCUUUGAAUAAUUCGUCCGCGCCGACAAAACCGGCACUUCCGGCCGGUCGAUUGGCCAUCAAAGAACCGAUUAGGGGGCCUCGGCCGGUGGGGCCGCCGAAACCGCUAUCGGGCACUUCUCCCGCUUCCGCAUUUCCUACACCGAAUGGGAUGGUGGGAAUGAUCGAGGACGAGGAAGCGCCCCGGGGUGAGAACCCUUUAACGAGCCCAAAGCCGCCCCCACUUCCUCAUAAAGAGGCCACUUCUUCAAAAAUGGAAUGGCCGAUAUCCUACUUCGGAAGCGAUAGUGAAAGUUCUUAUAGCAGUAGCGAUGAGGAGGGGGAGGAGGACGACGACGAAGAAAGUCUCACCGACGAUGAAAAGGUGAUUUUAGUCUCCCCAAAGGUCCAAACUGAUGAAGAAGUCCAUCCUUCUAAUAGAAGGCGUGAUUUAAAUUCAACUAGGCAAAAAAGACGAGAAGUAGGAGCCCGUUUUUCUCCUAGUCUAACCUCUCGCGUCGAUUACAAAGGGGUAGAGAUAGUCGAGCAUGACGGGUGGCUUUACACUGCGGAGUUGUUGAAUUCAAUUCAAAACGAGGGCAAAUUCGCGCUGGAUAAUUCUUCUCAAAAGAAAAAAAGCAACAUGAAUUAUCCCUCUUCUACGGAGGGGGGGUUAGUAGUUAUAGGAAUGCCCAAUCCGCAGUGUAAACCACCUUUAGAAAUGCCUUUACUUCGCGAUAACGACGCUUUUGCUCCUAUUCUCAAUCGCUUUGAAGAAGACGGAUCGGUAUUUGAAUCCUUAAAUAAGAAUGAAAUGGUGGAUUUAUUUGAAGCCGGUGAUGAGAUUGGUGGGGUUCGCUAUUCCAUGUAA
Messenger RNA from Phytomonas sp. Hart1, 1803 nucleotides. The record is from the annotation of a GenBank genome assembly. NCBI's taxonomy places the organism in Eukaryota, Euglenozoa, Kinetoplastea, Trypanosomatida, Trypanosomatidae.